AUGGAAUCUCUCCUAAAAAACCUCCAAAAACAUGUUGAAUGUUCGAUUUGCUUGGAUAAUUUUAAGGAGCCAAAAACCAUAGCGUGUCUUCACACCUUCUGCUGUGAGUGUCUGAAGAAACAUGCGCUUAUGAGUCAGAGACAUGGCCAGUUUCGCUGCCCCGAAUGCCAGACACAAAUUCCCAUCCCCGAAGGAAACUUAUUCGAUGAGUUACCGACCAGUUUUCUUCAUAACAGCUUGCUAAGUCUUCUUACUGUUCAACAAAGUGACGAUAGAGGUGAGAUAAGUUGCGGACUUUGCAAGAAAAAGAGCGCUGAAGCAAGCUAUUGUUUCGACUGCGAGAAGUUCCUGUGUGGCACUUGUGUAAACGCUCACGAGCUGUUUAGAGAUGCCGCGUUCGCAGGACACAAGGUGACCAAAGUCAAACAGUUUCAAGCAGAAGAUUACGAAGCCUUGUUAAAGCGAAAGGCGUUCUGCACUAAAAAGUACCACGAUAAAGAAGUAACCAGAUUUUACUGUCGC
Messenger RNA from Porites evermanni, 522 nucleotides. The record is from the annotation of a GenBank genome assembly. NCBI's taxonomy places the organism in Eukaryota, Metazoa, Cnidaria, Anthozoa, Scleractinia, Poritidae.